CAGUCACGUACCGUGUUUAUACAAUAUAUGGAGUGUGGAAUUAAGAGGAGUGACAUCUCUUAUGGUAGAACUGUUGCAAAAGUGUCCAGCUGUCAGCUAUAAAUAAUAGUUCCAAAUCUCUCCAGAGUAGCGCUAGAGUAGCUAAGAACCUAGGCGUUAUUGACGGAGUGAAUUGCGCUGUCUAUGAUUUGAUUUUUUUGUUCAAGUACUCUAGGUAUUGUAGCGCAACCUAUUUAAGGUUUUUUGAUGACACUUUUAUUUACAUGGAGAUUUAGUUCCUUACCUCCACCUUCCGUAAUACAAUAUUUUGCAAUACAGAGUAGGGGUAACGUAAUGACAAUGCUCAAUUUUUAUUCCAAUUAAAACAGCGAAUUGAAUCUAAUUGAUUACGGCAAGUACUUGAUAUGACAGAUAUAAUUUUGUAUCGUUACCAUGAAGCUGUCAUUCGUUUUAUUAUUUACUGUAUUUUUCACUAUAACCUUUCAAUUACAAUUUACGAAAAAACAGGACCAUAUAUACGAUUUGAAAAUGGCUUCAAAACUGUUCAAUGAAUUUCAGAAACAUUACAAAAAGAUGUAUACGGAAGAGGAGAAGAAAAAUAAAUAUAAAAUAUUUGUUGAUAAUUUAGUGAGAAUUAAUGCGAUUAAUCAGAAUCUUCCUGGUGCUUGGUUUGCUGUGAUUGGUCCAUUUGCUGACUUGACUUAUAUGGAGUUUAUUAAAUUAAAUAAACUUACGAAGAAGGAUUAUGCUAAUGUUGGGAGUAAUUUCAGAAACGUUAUAAAUUGUACUGACCGCCGCGGCUACCUUUUCGAAAGAUUCUCCGACAAAGUAAGGAACGACUAUGAAUCCAAAAGCAACGCUUCUGAAGAAUAUUACAGUGACGAAGAUGACGCACACAAUGGGACGAAUGCUGACGUUGAAUAUGAGAGUGACGAGAAUGGGACGAGGUCGUAUAAGGAUCGGACGUAACGAUGUAUAAAUAAUAUUAAUGAAAAAUGUUUUUUUUUU
Messenger RNA from Cydia pomonella (codling moth), 1008 nucleotides. RefSeq lists its product as uncharacterized. NCBI's taxonomy places the organism in Eukaryota, Metazoa, Arthropoda, Insecta, Lepidoptera, Tortricidae. The coding region runs from base 433 to 969 and encodes 178 amino acids. The record is from RefSeq and is a predicted model, not a curated record. The transcript has 2 exons.